Molecule: messenger RNA, 1444 nt
Organism: Somion occarium
Lineage: Eukaryota; Fungi; Basidiomycota; Agaricomycetes; Polyporales; Cerrenaceae
Source: the annotation of a GenBank genome assembly
AACGACUUUGUCCGUAUCUUUCACCAGCCCCGUCGCCACAACCGCGCCCACAAGAAGGGAAAGCACUAAGAGAUUUCGACAGCAGAAGGUGACCAUGGUUCGCUGGCGGAAGGUUAUGCGGGCGCCUACUUAACUUGCAUGAAUUGUGGACAAGGCAGCGCCUAGGUCAUGAAACGCCCUGGUUAAGAAUCCCCGUGGCCCUUGCAUUUUUGUCUCAAAACACGAUGAUCGCGAGCAGUUCUACAGUGUAUCCUACGAUGGAAGAAGCAAUUAUAGUCCAUGCAGCCGAAAAACUCAUGAUCGAGACAAUGUCGCGUUACGAUCCUUCGCAUGACGCGUACCACGUCCAACGCGUUCGCAAAACGGCUUUACAGCUUGCACGAACAUAUGCACCUUCUACGGAAAUUUCACGGAAGCCUGACUUGCUUACGGUGGAAAUUGCCGCUCUUCUCCAUGAUGUACUUGACAAAAAAUACGUGUCAGCAGAGCAAGCAACCGAUCCUUACGCGUUUUUUCUCCCAUUCUUUACAUCUGCAGCCAAAGCAGGCGGUGUUGACCUUAUUGCAGAUGGAAGGGCGCGUUCGAUUACCAGAAUUAUAGAGAAUGUCUCUUGGAGUACCGAAAAGAAACUCAGGCAAGCAGGUCUUAUUGAAGACUGGCACAGAACUUGCGUUGAGCUGCAUUGCGUCCAAGACGCUGACCGUCUCGACGCCAUAGGUGCCUUUGGGAUCAUGCGCUGCGCGGCCUAUAGCACUGUCACAAAUCAUCCACUUCAUACACCAUCUGAUGAUCCUGCCCAUGCAUCGUCCUCAAUCCAACAUUUUCACGAUAAGCUCUUGCAUAUCCGAGAACAGCUUAAGACUUCUGCAGGCAAAGCAUUGGCCGAAAAGCAACAUCAACUAAUGGUGGACUUUCUGGCCGCUGUUGAGGCGGAGUACAACGUUGAAGGAUGACAAGAAUGUAUUCAUACUCUUGACUUAUAUUUUUGGUUACAGCUGCAAGGUACUAAUAUGUACACUUACAUGUCAGAUUUCCUCAGGUGCUGCUCUUGCCUUGCACCUCUCAUUGUUGAUAGCGAGAGUUCAAUAUAUCAUUCAUCGUCGAUGACGCCAGAGGGGACUUGCGUAAUUGUAAUAGAUGGUUUACUUCACCACUACUGGGCCCUUAUUGAGUCGGAGUCACUCAGAUUAGACGAUUUCUUUCAUUAACUUGCGUCUUCCGCUUACUUUCAAGUUAUGUCUCCUCUCUCGGUGCUCUCUAACGAGGGGCAUAGUAAUUAUUCAUGCAUACGUAGUCGGUUGCUUGGCCAGAAUGCAGUGGACAUUGGUUGCUUGUAUCACUUCUCCGUUGACGGGAGCUUCUCAUUCCGCAGAACCUGUUUCCGGUCUGUAUGUUUCCAGUUGUGCCGUCAACUUACCAUCACCAAUAACGAUGUUGUCUGGUU